AUGAGCGACGAGCUGCCUACCAAGACGAAGAAGACGUUUCGCUUCUCCGUCGCAUCGGAUGUCGAUCUCCUCAAGGAGGUGAUUAACGUGGCCCCGUACGACGCUCCGUUUGGCCAAACAAUAGCACGCUGGGAAGAGGUCACUGAGCACAUGCGCGGAAUUCACGGCGAGCACGUCACGUUUACCGGGUGCCGCAAGCGCUUCGACGACCUCAUGGCGGCCUUCAAGAAAGACGCUCUCAAGGCGAUGCGAGCGUCAGGCACCGCAGCCGAAGUUUGCGAGCGCGACCUGCUACUUGAGGAUAUUUCCGACCUUAUGGACGCCGUGGCAGACAAGAAAAAGGCAGCCAAAGAAGACAAAGGGAAGAAGGUCGACACGAGCGAGAACGACGGGCACCGCAUUCGUGCUGCGGCGCUGCAAGGUCUCAAGCGCAAGACAGCAGGCGGCGAUGACGACCAGGAAUCGGACCAUGAGGACCAUGACGAAACGCCAUCAAAGAGAAGCAAGCGCGCCGCUGCGGCGACGAACGACGUCGCGAGCGUUGUCAAGGACUUUUUGAGCAUGAUCGCAUCGACCAACCAGCUGAAGCACGAGGAAGUGGCCGCCAAGCGAGAGGAAAUUGCCGCCAAGCGAGCGGAAGUUGCCGUGAGGAAGGAAGAGCUCGCGCUCAGGCAUCGCAAGCUUGAGCUGGAGGAGCAGCGGUACCUCCUUGACAAGGCCGAACGCGAGGCUCGAUUCCAGAUGGAGAAAACGGAGCGCGAGGCGCAGCUCCAGUUUAUGCGUAGCACCAUCGAAAUGAUGCGGUCUCUUACCUCAAACAAGUAAUAAAUGUACUCGCAUCCUCCA
This is a messenger RNA of Saprolegnia parasitica CBS 223.65, 846 nucleotides long. RefSeq lists its product as hypothetical. The record is from RefSeq and is a predicted model, not a curated record. Bases 1 to 825 code for a protein of 274 amino acids. The transcript is spliced from 2 exons. NCBI's taxonomy places the organism in Eukaryota, Oomycota, Saprolegniomycetes, Saprolegniales, Saprolegniaceae.